Myzus persicae (green peach aphid) is the source of this 1652-nucleotide messenger RNA. Its product is annotated as serine/threonine-protein kinase MAK-like. Gene Ontology annotation, molecular function: protein serine/threonine kinase activity; ATP binding. NCBI's taxonomy places the organism in Eukaryota, Metazoa, Arthropoda, Insecta, Hemiptera, Aphididae. The record is from RefSeq and is a predicted model, not a curated record. The coding region runs from base 313 to 1614 and encodes 433 amino acids. Gene Ontology annotation, cellular component: cilium; cytoplasm; nucleus. Gene Ontology annotation, biological process: cilium assembly; intraciliary transport; protein phosphorylation. The transcript is spliced from 9 exons.
UGUAUAAUAAUAAUCAUAUACCUAUACGGUCUGCGUUCCUCGUACAAUGUGGUGUCUUCGUGCCGCAGAAUGCAGAUCAAUAUAUCGUACGAAUCUACCUAAUAAUAUUCCGCUGUGUCGCAUACAAUGUUAACUGUACGCUAAUCGCUUAUAAUAUAACGUACAGUAAGAUAUUCGCUUUCAAAAACACGGGCGUACCCGCACUUGCUUAAAUAAUAAUAUUACAAUACUGUCGUCGACUCAAGAACACAUCGACAGAACAGUGCUAUAUUUACGCCACGUGUGUUCAUGAAGAAAUGACAAUAAAUCAACAUGAACAGAUACAUGACUCUGAAUCAGCUUGGAGACGGCACGUAUGGAUCAGUCGUGUUGGGACAAAACAUCGAUACAGGAGAAAAGGUGGCCAUUAAAAGAAUGAAAAGAAAAUAUUAUUCUUGGGACGAAGCAAUGAAUCUGAGAGAAGUCAAGUCUUUGAAAAAAUUAAAUCAUGCCAAUUUAAUAAAGCUGAGAGAAGUCAUUAGAGAAAACGAUACUCUCUACUUUGUAUUCGAAUAUAUGAAAGAAAAUCUUUAUCAGCUUAUGCGGAGUCAAAGUAAAUUUUUUCCCGAACAGUCCAUCAGAAAUAUACUUUAUCAGAUAUUGCAAGGAUUGGCGUUCAUGCACAGGCACGGUUUCUUCCACCGGGACAUGAAGCCAGAGAACCUACUGUGCUGUGGCCCCGAGCUCGUCAAGAUCGCCGAUUUCGGUUUGGCCAGGGAGACUCGGUCGCGCCCCCCUUACACCGACUACGUGUCCACCCGGUGGUAUCGGGCGCCCGAGGUGUUGUUGCAUUCGAUCAAUUACAGCACUCCGAUCGACUUGUGGGCCGUCGGAUGCAUCAUGGCCGAGCUGUACACGUUCAGACCGUUGUUUCCGGGCACGAGCGAGAUCGACCAAAUAUUCAAAAUAUGCUCGGUCCUGGGCACGCCCGACAAGAAAGAAUGGUUUGAAGGUUACCAGUUGGCAUCAGCUAUGAGUUUUAAGUUUCCUCAAUUCAAACGAUUGGCGCUUAAUACAGUUGUACCAAAUGCAAGUCGUGAUGGAAUACAUCUUAUGGAAUUACUACUUAGUUGGAAUCCGAUUCGAAGACCAAGCGCACAAAGCGCGUUGAGGCAACCAUACUUCCAAGUAGGACAACUACGUUUGAGUCAGGACGUAGGAGAGGUGUCCUACGCUAAGAUUGGCCAACAAAAAAGGCAGCCCGUUCAACUAAUGAAAUCUCAAAUUUCACUCUUACAAUCCAACAGUAACAAACAAUUGAAAUACGAAAAACAAUGGGAAACAUUGGCGAAUAAACCAGUCGGUAAUAAAGAGAAAACAUGGUACGAUAAUGAAGCGGAUGUCAUGGUGUUGAGUAAAAAGAAACUGAGCGCCAAGCAACAUUAUCUAUCCGUGGCCAGAUAUGUAACGGGGAGGGCUUCCAACUUCCAAGCAGCUGAGAAUGAGAAUAUGUCAAAAAGCAUGAGAAAUGAUACAUUUCCAUCCGUAAGCAAAGUGUCUUAUGGCCAAAGCGAUAAGAAUAAAAAUGGCAAACGACAUGGAAAAAACGAUUGGACUUCAAAGUACUUGGAGUAAAUUGAGUUAUUAUUAAAAUCAAAAGCUGAAUUUAAUCA